Messenger RNA from Hermetia illucens (black soldier fly), 2344 nucleotides. RefSeq lists its product as uncharacterized. Lineage: Eukaryota; Metazoa; Arthropoda; Insecta; Diptera; Stratiomyidae. The transcript is spliced from 6 exons. The coding region runs from base 216 to 1733 and encodes 505 amino acids. The record is from RefSeq and is a predicted model, not a curated record.
CAGUUCCAUUUCUACGCAAGAGCGCGAUCAAACUCGCAACGUACAAAUAUAGCACAACAGGAGCGAGUAACGAAAAACGACCAAGCGCCCGAGCAAAACAUUAAACUACGCGUCGGGAAAAGUGAUUGUUGUGAUUGCCGUGCAUCAGUAGAAAAAACCGCGAAUCGUCUUCUGCGCGCUUUGAUGAUUAUUCAAUCCAGCGCUCGGCGUGAAAAAUGGGUGCACAAAACUCAAAAGGCCCCGGCGAGGCUUCUGGUUCAGAUAAGGCGUCGUCAUCCACCGGUGCUUCGCAACAGCCACCCGAUAAGAAGUCCAGCUCCACAACGGAUGUGAAAGCCAUACAAAAUGCCGCCAAGGGAAUGAUUCGCUCAGCGUCCGGGGCUGAUAUUAAUGAAAAAACGCUUACACAACUCGUGCCUAUCGAGAGACUAGCGCAAAUACUGCGAAACAAAUCGAACGCCCAGCAUGGAGUCAAUGGAGUCACUGUCGAUGUUUUUGUUAAUGAAGUGUUUCCACAGUUUCCUGACCUAGGUCGACGACUUUUCAAUUUUCUACAUAUGAACUCCCGCGCUCAAACACAAUACUUGGGCACAAUUGCCUUCCGACAACAAUGUGAAAGAUUUUUGGGCAUCAUGAAUGACACAACCAUCCUUGAAAACUACGUGAGAAUAUUCGCAGAGGAAGAUAGGCCCGAUGCAAUCACAAGACAAGGAGUCAUGAAUUUACUUAAUACAUGUUUUCGGGUGGCAAUGUCUCACUAUCCUGGGAAUGUAAAAAUUUGCAAUAUGAUGGAUCGAACUUUUUCCGCGGUCAUCAAUUCUAUUUUCUUCACACAGGACCUCCUAAGUGUUGGCUAUGUUUGUCGUUGGUUUGAGCAGAAUUGCAUACGUUUGAUAAUAAUUGUUCACAAAUUUUGCGUUCACACUUUAUCUACAGCGUAUCGUGGCCUCGAACAGGGUUUUGAGCAGUCAUUCGGCUUAGAGCUUGCUACCCCAGUGUUAGAACAAACCUCGCCAUUUCCUGAUCGUUCUAAUGACGAAGGUUUGAUGCCAUUAUCUCAAGCUUGGCUUUUGGCCGGUGCCUUGCCAACCAUGUACUCAAAACCACAAGCUAUUCCCACUUCGGGUGGUAACAGUUCAAACUCUGCUCAAUUUCUUAAAGAUAAAAUGUCAUUAAUCCCAUCACAUUGGACUUUAAUAUAUGAUUCUAAUCAACACGGAGUUGGUGCAAAUCGAUUUUUACAUCACGUAUUGGGAUAUCGUGGUCCAACACUUGUUCUGUUACAUACGAAAGAUGACCAAACAUAUUGUAUUGCUUCACCGUCCGAAUGGAAGGAGACUCAUUUGUAUAUUGGCGGCGAGGAGAGCCGUGUCAUUCAAUUGUUGCCUAAAUUUGUGAUAUUAGAAAAAGGUGCUAAAAUUUUGUACUUAAACACUAGUAUAAGAGGAUAUCCGAAAGGUCUGAGAGCUGGCUCUGAUCCACGCAAACCAGUGUUAUCCGUCGAUGAAAACUUCGAAAAGAUCGAUUGUAAAGGAAUACGUGCUGAUCUUCUUUCAAUUGAGGUAUGGGGAUGUGGAGAUAAAACAUCUCGCGAAGUCCAGUUGGACAUUAAAAAGUGGCAAAUAAAAGAAGCUGAGAGGCAGAGAACAGUUAAAUUAACGGCAGCUGAUUGGAUGGACCACCCCGAUCGUUAUCUCCUCGAAUUAGGCGGUAGACCAAACUACAAUAACUAAACCAAGGAAAAGCAAGUACUUCACUGGCAAAUGCAACGUACUUAAUUUUAAUAUUUAUACAGCACACCAUGCCUGAGAGUGUGUAUGAUAUUUUUACUAUUAUUAUAUUUGGCCUACAAUUUAGCCAGUUUUUUUUCUUUUUUGUGUCAUAAACGGUUGUAUUUUUUGACUUAGUUCAAAGUAAAUUUGUCCAAAAGUUAUUUUUGUCUCUAAAUUAUUGAUAGUUUUCACUCCAAAUAGAAAUACACUUUUUGCAUUUACAAUCAAUGAGCAUUUGUGGAUAUUGUAUUCAUUAAUAUUAACUCCAUACAUACUUAUUACUAACACUUGAUCAUUUUUAUGUGUUUUUUAACAAUAUCAAGAAAUUCAUUAAAAAAUACGGCACUGCAGCCGAAUAUGAAGGUUUGCCCUCUGUAGUAGAGUUAAUAUUGGCAUGGAGAAACACAGUGUUUUUAUGCAUAAGGAGAUUCAUAUCAGGAUCUGCUCAAGUGUGGGCAAACAGGAAAUACUCGGUGAAUAUUUUUAACGACUGUGUUUUACAAAGCAAUCAGAAUAAAAUUGCCAUUUUGUAAAUCAUAUGCUUAAAUUGCAAUAAAAUAUAAAAAAGUCGA